Molecule: messenger RNA, 1325 nt
Organism: Magnolia sinica
Lineage: Eukaryota; Viridiplantae; Streptophyta; Magnoliopsida; Magnoliales; Magnoliaceae
Product: NAC domain-containing protein 2-like
Exons: 3
Coding region: 55-1071 (338 amino acids)
Biological process (GO): regulation of DNA-templated transcription
Molecular function (GO): DNA binding
Source: RefSeq, a predicted model, not a curated record
CAUCUCUCUCUCUCUCUCUCUCUCUCUCUCUCUCGUAUCAUCUUCAUUUAAACCAUGUCAAACCCACAACCAUCCCUUCCACCAGGUUUCAGAUUCCACCCAACCGACGAAGAGCUCAUCCUCCACUAUCUAAAAAACAAAACCACCUCCACCCCAUGUCCGGUCUCCAUCAUAGCCGAAGUUGAUAUAUACAAGUUCAAUCCAUGGGAUCUUCCAGCUAAAGCAGCUUUCGGAGAUAAGGAGUGGUAUUUUUUCACCCCCAGAGAUCGAAAGUACCCGAACGGGGCCCGCCCAAAUCGGGCCGCUGCUUGUGGGUAUUGGAAGGCGACUGGAACCGAUAAACCAAUAUCGAAGACGACGGCUGGGAAGGAGAAUAUAGGAGUGAAGAAAGCUCUUGUAUUUUACAAGGGUAGACCUCCUAAGGGCAUCAAGACUAACUGGAUCAUGCAUGAAUACCGGCUUGCUGAAGUUGAAAACCACUACAAGCCUAUGAAAUUAAAAGAUUCGUCCAUGAGGUUAGACGAUUGGGUCCUAUGCCGAAUCUACAGAAAGAAUAGCCAUAUUCUUCCAAAUGAGGCGAUAGCGACUGAUCAAGAGCUAGAAGACCGUUCAAUUGCCUCGUCGAUGUGGUCGAACACUGCCCACCAAAGUGCCAUCGAGCUUCCAAAAACUUCCUCUUUCUCAGACAUACUCGCGGCCGGGGACUUCUCAUCACUGACUCAUCUCCUGUCUGACAACCCGUCCAACUCGGCGGCCCCAGAACUCAGUUCCAUUUUCUGUAAUGCUAAUAACAGCCAACCCAUUUCCAUCAACAGCAACAACAACAACAACAGCUACCCAGUUCAAAAGCUCUCUCAACAAGAUCCAUCUGCUUUAGACAUUGAUAACCAGAUAAAGCGGCACAGGCCGGCAGAUCCCACCGAGGGUGUUUUGCACCCAUCAAAGAAAUUCAACAGUUCAUGCAACUUCAGCAACAUGAGUAGUCAGUUGGAAGCUCCCCAAUACCACUUAUUAAACCAGCCAUUCUUCAAUCCACAGAUACUCUUGAAUUCUCAUUUUGAAUUUCAAUAAGCUUACAUUUCAACUUAGUAGAAAACCCCAAGGGUGUGUUUGGUUGCACCAAAUAUCAUGAUAUUUCAUUACUAAUCAGUCUAAUUUAGUGCAACCAAACACACCUCAAGCUAAGAGAUAUCAAACAAGAAAAGAAGUGAAAACAAGCCCAUGGACUUUGAAUUAUGAUAUGGGUCUGUUUUUGUAUAAAGAUUGAGAACUCAUAUGGUGUGAAACACCAUUUUGGAGAAUGGAGGAGAAAAAUCAAAGAAAAA